Molecule: messenger RNA, 934 nt
Organism: Limulus polyphemus (Atlantic horseshoe crab)
Lineage: Eukaryota; Metazoa; Arthropoda; Merostomata; Xiphosura; Limulidae
Exons: 9
Coding region: 137-934 (265 amino acids)
Source: RefSeq, a predicted model, not a curated record
UCAGCAAAGAAUGUCGUCACCAAUAAAGAACACCUAUAUUCAUGCUUAAUAGAGAAAGGUUCAGACUGAACUUCCUUGCAUCAAUAUCUUGUUCGUCGGAAAAGUGUGAUCUACAGGAACCCACUGCCUGAACAGGAUGAGAAUCACGAUGCUGACUGAGUUUUUUUUACUGGCAGUUUUAACAAGAUGCUAUCUAGCUACUCCUCUUCCACGUGAACAAGGUUCAGAAAAGAGACUGCAAGAACACGAAAUAUCCAAUGAAGUUCAACAACUGGAUCAGUUACGAGGACAACAUGGCCAAGAUGUUGCUUUCUUAGAAACCGAAAGCAUAAAAAGUGAAAAUAUUAACGGUCACCAACAGGCUAGCAAGACAAAAGAAAACACUGCCAUUGAAAAUAACAAAGUUCUGGCUAAUUGGAAACAAACCCAAGAAAUGAAUCAGGAACCGAAUGAACAAAAACCUCACAGUUGGACUAAAACUGAUGUAGAUAUUCCAUUGUUAGGAAUCCACAAAACAAACGUAGAUAACAGUGAUGAUUCUGACAAAUACGGACCAAACGAGAAGCAGAAGAAAGACACAGUUAACUGGAAAUUACCAGGAGCAGGGGACACUAACAGUAAUGAUUAUGACACCAAGUUUUCAGGUCUCCAAUAUUCUCCUGAGGACCUCGCAGACUACAUCCUGAGAACGGAUGAUGAAAAAGGUGUGGCAAUGGCUAUCGAAGAAUUACUAACAGAAGGAUUGAUGACCAGGGAGCAGGCAAUUGCCUAUCUUCAAGAAGUGAAGACAGAAUUAAACUACAUGAGAGAGCAAUACGAGCAAGCACAUCGUCUGGAAGAGAUGGCUGAAGAAAAGGAAAUAAAAAGAGGUCAACAGGAAGCUAUUCAGGCAGUUUUGGGGGAUGUGUCGACAAGGCGAGUCAUUGAGAGUUAA